Musca domestica (house fly) is the source of this 3625-nucleotide messenger RNA. Its product is annotated as CUE domain-containing protein 1-like. Gene Ontology annotation, molecular function: ubiquitin binding. Lineage: Eukaryota; Metazoa; Arthropoda; Insecta; Diptera; Muscidae. The record is from RefSeq and is a predicted model, not a curated record. The transcript has 3 exons. The coding region runs from base 382 to 1404 and encodes 340 amino acids.
UUUCCAAUUUGGUUAGUUCAAAGAUGGCUGAAAACGUCAAAGAAGUGUGUAAAGACGAAAGUGAAAAGAAAGUAAAGAAAUAAAGUAUCAUAAAUUGUCCAUAAAAAUUAAAUAAUGUAAAUAUAUAAUCAAGAAAGUACACAAGGAAACGGAAAAGUUUUCAUGUUUUGCUUGGUCAUUCAACAGCAGCGCGAAGCCAAACAUAUGUGAAGCAGAGGGGAAAAUUUAUUUCAAAACACAUAUUUGGGGGAAAGAAAAUAUCCUUCUCCCCUUUGGUAAUUGAUAAUAUACAGCUGCUGUGCACACCUAAAAGGUUGACAAGACCCCCUUGGAAAGUGUUACAGCCAAGGACACACAUACAUACACACCAAAACAUUAGAAAUGGCAUCAACGAUGCAGCUGGAAUUCGCCCAGGCGAUGUCGGAUUUCAAAAUUAUGUUUCCCGACAUGGAUAGGGAUGUGAUUGAGGCGGUAUUGCGUGCCAACCAAGGAGCUGUGGAUGCCACAAUUGAUCAGCUGCUGCAAAUGUCAACAGAUAAUCAGAAUGAAAAACUACGCAACGAAUUGGAAAAUGUUUCGCCCCAAAGAAGUCUCAUCAAUUUGAGCGACAGUGAUACAGAGGCCGCCAGUCGUACUAACCGGCAACCAGCCACCGGGCAAUUAAUUGAUGUGGAUGAUAUUGAUGGCAUUAGCGGUGGUGGCGGUGGCGUCACUGGGCCUGUAGACAAAUCUCUGCCCUCCGCUGGAGUUUUAUUAAAUCUGGGCACUAAUUCACCAAAUCACAGCACAACAGGCGCCUCACCGAAAGUGAGACCGCCUGCCCAAUUGCAAUCUCAAAAAUCCUCCCAGGGUAGUACCCCCAAACGUAUGCAAACAAAUCGUAGCCAGGCUACAGGCAUCAAUCGACGAUGGAACCCACCCAUGUUGUUGCCUUUACCUUCAACAUUUUUACGACUCAAUCCCAUUGGCAGUGGUGGGGGCAAUACAAUUGCCCUGCCCUACGACCCCAAUCGAGAUUUCGAUUUACCCGAUGAACAGUUUGCCAUGAUGCUGCAAAAUGAGGAAUUCAUGAAUCAACUGCGCAUCAAUCAAGAAUUUAUGAAUGCCCUGGAAAAGGAGCAUGCCGGCAAGGGCAAGCCGGAUGGUGAUGCUGAUUUUAAGGAACGUCUAAAACACAUGGGAAAAAUGUCACGUAAGAAAUUCCUACAAAUGGCCCGGGUGUUUACUUGGCAGCGUAACAAAAAAGUAACCACAGCCAAGCAGAUUGAUUCGUUGCCAUUGAAAGAAGAGCCCAGCGACGAUGAGGAAAAUCAUCACCAUCAUCAGGCAAGGAAUAACAUCUCCGGUGAUCAUUCUCACACACAAAGUUCCCAACAGCAUCAGCAGCAACAACAACGUAAGUAAGUUUUCAAAGUGUUUGGCUAGCAGGCUACCAAAACAUCAAAAAAGAGCCCCAACAAAGAAUCGUUGAUGGCAGAGUAUUCCUUGAGACAAAGAAACAAAAAAAGCAUAGAAACGAACAAAAGCAAAGUGUAGAAAUUUCUUAAGAUUGCUUAUCAUUAUAAUUUAAUUUGUUAUCAUAAGGCUUGUUAUAAUUUUUAAUUAUGUUUAUUUUUGGAUAAAAUCAAAUCUCAAAUGAAACGCAAUUAUACUACUAAGGCAGGCAUACAUACAUAGUAACAUGUAGGUAUGAACGUAAGAUACUUCACAUACAUUAUCGAAAUGUUGUUGUUUAGCGUAAACAAAUGUAUAUCGCAUAGAAAGAAACAAACUAAAAAGACGUUAACACGGGAAUCUCAUUUUUCUCCUUUGAUUUUUUUUUAUAUUAUUUGUGUCAUAUUGUAAAACAUUCGAUAUUAGAUUUUAACUGGCAACUCUUUUUUCUUCUUGUACCAACUAACCUUUUUAUAAACGAGUAUAUAUUUUGAUAUAUUUUUAUCUCAAAGUGUCAUUGAAUGGAAUUUUGAACAUCACAAUUAUUUUUAUUUUUUGAUCUGAGUUUAUUUUGCUUCCUCUACUGUAGAACUAUAAGAUCUAUAGUUUAUUUUAAAUGAUUUACUAUAAUUUGUGCAAUAUAAAUGCAAUAUUUUACUAUUUUUUGUUUUAGUUUUAUGAUUUUUUGUAAAUAUUUUCUGCUUUUUUUGUUAAUUAUUUUUUUCUUGAUUUUUUUUUUUUUUUUUGUUGUAAAUAAAGUUAUAAUUUGAUUAUAUAUAUAUAUUGGAAUUAAUAAGUGUAGAUUUAAAUUAUUUUUGAUGGCCUUAAAUCUAGAGUUCCACACAAAGGGUUUCGACUGAUUUUGGGGUAAAUUAUAUAGUAUAUUUGAAUUGUAUUUUUUUAGCUUAUAAUUUAAAAACCCACACAAAAUUAAGACUAAAUCCAAGUCUUAGGGCCAAUCAAAAUCUUAAAGAGAGACAAAUUUUGAUUUUUGAGUAUAUAAUUUAAGAGUCAAAUUAAUUAGAUAUUGACGUUAUUUGGCCAUUUAAUUUUCCUCCAUUACAAUUAUCCUUUUUUAUACCCUCCACCAUAGUAUGGAGGGUAUAUGAUGUUUGUCAUCCGUUUGUGACACCUUGAAAUAUACAUUUUAGACCCCUCAAAGUAUAUAUAUUCUUGAUCAGUAUAAAAUUCUAUGUCGACUUAGCGAUGUCCGUUGGUCUAUCCGUCUGUGGAAAUCACACUAGCUUCCGAGCGAAAUGAAGUAGGUUGAUAGCAUUUUACUCAAAUGUGUAUUAUGUCUGAAGGGCUUUUGGUAUUGAAAAUGGGUAAUGUAGGUCCACGUUUAGGUAUAGCCCCCAUAUAAUGGUGCCCCCCUUUUUUCGGUGUUUUGAUGAUUUUAGCGACAUUAUUUACCGGAAUUGUUUCAAAUUUGGUGUUUGAAGUUCGGAAUGAAUACUACAGCCUAUGACAGAAAAUUUUCUGUGCAGGUCCACGUCUUCGUAUAGCCCCAAUAUAACGGAACCUCACUAUAUUCGGUAUUCUGAUGAUUUUAGCUACAUUAUACACCGAUUUUUUUUUAAGUUUCGCAUAUGAAUAUUGUAAAGUCUUAUGACAGAAAUUACCUAUGCAGAUCCAUGUCGCCGUAUAGACCCUAAUAUUGCAGCUACAUUUAAGAUUGUAACCGAAUUUUUAACAUAUUUUAUUGUUUUUGAGAAUUGCAAAAUUCGUUCCAAAUGGUGGAGGGUAUUCAAAGUUCGGCCCGGCCGAACUUACAGCUUUUUUACCUGUUUUUUUUAAUGUUUAAUGAUCUUUCCAAUUUAUGAAUUGUUAGUAUCUUUGUUUUUAACUUAAGUAUACAUCGUUUUGAUAAUGCAGUAUUGUAUUUCAUAAAUCUGUGAUUAAAAAAGAAAUAUUUUCUAAAUUUUACUACUCAGAGUAUCAAAAUAUUUUGUUCACAUUUUCUUGCAUAUAUUUUGUUACUAAUCUAUAAUUAUUAACAUUAUAAAAAUGUUGGCUUAAAUUCCCAACUAAUAAAUAUUUUCUAAAAUAAUCUCCAUUUUUCCCGAAUUAUGCUCCUGCUUUUGAAACUAUCACACAUCCUGAGUUAAGUAUAACAUAAACUAUAUAAAACCCGUUAUAACUUAUCAGUAAAUUAUGUCAAUAAUAUUAAACAAAUAAAUCCCAAAAAAAA